Messenger RNA from Oncorhynchus gorbuscha (pink salmon), 4924 nucleotides. It is a transcript of the gene kif20bb, whose product is annotated as kinesin family member 20Bb. The coding region runs from base 24 to 4733 and encodes 1569 amino acids. Gene Ontology annotation, cellular component: spindle microtubule; nucleus. The record is from RefSeq and is a predicted model, not a curated record. Gene Ontology annotation, biological process: mitotic spindle assembly; microtubule-based movement. The transcript has 27 exons. Gene Ontology annotation, molecular function: ATP binding; microtubule binding; plus-end-directed microtubule motor activity. Lineage: Eukaryota; Metazoa; Chordata; Actinopteri; Salmoniformes; Salmonidae.
ACAAACGUGAGUUAUUACAAGUGAUGGAUACGUGUUUGGACAAGAAACCAGAGAGAGUGGGGCCUAUAAUUGUUGAGGAUUUGAGAAAGGACUUGUUUGCUGAUUUUUCUGCAAUUGCAUCUGCUCUGCCACAGGAUUGUGUAUUAUUUGAGAAAGAGCAUCUGCGGGUCUACCUCAGGAUACGUCCCUUUACCACAGUAGAGAAUGAAAGUGGUGAAUCUCAGGAAUGUGUGUCCAUGGAGCCACCAGACACUGUUUUACUCAGGGCUCCUAGGAGCUCUUUAUCAACCAGACGACAAACUAGUCACGCAGAUGGUGACAAACCAGUCACUCAGACCACCCAAAGAUUUCAGUUUUCUCAGGUAUAUGGCCCUGACACUACACAGAGGCAAAUGUUUGAUGGCACAGUGAAACGUCUGGUCAGAGAUGUUCUAGAAGGAGGAAAUUCUAUUGUCUUCACAUAUGGAGUCACCAACGCCGGGAAGACAUUCACAUUCCUUGGCCCUGAGAGUGAUGGUGGAAUUCUUCCAAGGUCUUUGAACGUGAUCUUCAACAGCAUCGAGGGCCGGGUCUAUGCACAGAACAACAUCAAACCACAUCGAUGCAGAGACUUCACUAGGCUCACAAAGGACCAGCAGGAUGAAGAGUCUACUAAUAAGCGAAACCUCAUGAGACUGUCAAAGGAGAGUGAUUUUCUGAAAAGCACGAUGAGCUCCACUUGCAGGUCAACAAUACUGGAGGGUUCCUCCUUGAGCGACAUCAGUGAUCAGGGGGAAGGAGACAGUUUCUGUCUGGAUGUGGACUCUCACACUAAAUACUCUGUGUGGGUUUCCUUUUGUGAAAUCUACAAUGAGAAUAUCUACGACCUACUGGAGCCCAUUCCUAAUGGCUCACAUAGGAGAACCGUCCUUCGGCUGUCCCAAGACAUCAAGGGAAACACCUUUGUGAAAGAUUUAAAGUGGGUUCAAGUAAAUAAUUCAGAGGAGGCUUACAAAGUCCUGAAGAUAGGAAAGAAGAACCAGAGUUUCUCCUGCACAAAGCUCAACAAUGUCUCAAGCAGAAGCCAUAGCAUAUUUUCCAUUCGUAUCUUGCGGAUUGAAGAUGUUGGUAUACCCAGAGUCCACACAAUUAGCGAGUUGUCGUUGUGUGAUCUGGCUGGAUCUGAGAGAUGUGCAAAGACUCAGAAUAAAGGAGUGCAGCUAAAAGAGGCUGGCAAUAUCAACACCUCAUUGCUCACUCUGGGCAAAUGCAUCAAUGCUCUGAGACUCAACCAACAGGCAAAGUUCCAACAACAUGUCCCCUUCAGAGAGAGCAAGCUCACACACUACCUCCAGGGCUUUUUCUGUGGUAGAGGGAAAGCCUGCAUGAUUGUCAACAUCAACCAGUGUGCCUCCAUGUACGACGAGACGCUCAACGUCCUCAAAUUCUCUGCCAUUGCCCAAAAGGUGGUGGUCCUCAACAUCAAACCAGUCCCUGCCAUUGCUCCAAAGAGAUCUGCCAGGGAUGUGUCCCUCAUCAUCAACAAUGCUGGCUGCAAGAACCUGUGGAGUAGGAGGGAGAGCUCCAUGGUGGCUUGGGAAACAACUCUAGAAGAUGUGCAGGAAGAUGGGGAUGAGGAGGAGGAGGAUGAUUAUGAAGAAGAGGAAAGUUGCGAUGAGAGCAUGGCAGAGGAGACCAUUCUGGAGGCGGGAGAAGAGGACAAGACGGUGCUUGAGGACUUCAAUGGCCAGUUUGCUCUGGUGGAGGAACUGAGGGAGAAACUUCUGAAGGAGGAAGCUGAGAAAUUGGCUUUGGAGUCUCAUAUCCGUGAAGAGGUCACCAUCGAGUUCAUGGAGCUAUUCUCCAAAAUGGAAAGUGAUUACAAUGAGCGUCUUUCCAAAGAGAGGGAGAUCAUCGAGGACAGAGCGGACAAGAGGUUGGAGAUCCUGAAGAAUUUAGUCAGCAAAAGUGUCAGCAAGUGUGCAAGUGUCACUGGUGAUGAGGAAAUGACAAAGGAGGAUAAGGUAGAGCUCUUGGAGGGGAUCAUUGACGCAAUGCGAGAUGACCUGGCUAAAAUCAGGAGGGAUGCGGAGGCUGCACAGACCUGUUUGGUGGACCUGCCUGAGUCUCCUGGCACUGUAGCCAGCCCGAGAAAGCAAGUGGAUGACUUAUCAGAGGAGCUCCUCAAGACCCAGCAGCAACUCCACCUCAAAACAAAUGAAAUGGAUGAAAUGAGCAUGGAAUUGAAACAAUUGUGCGGGCAGCUAGAGGAUGCGAAGGAGAAUUUGGAAUCUCAGACACGGACGUUUGAGGCCUUAAUGGAAAUCUGCCAUGAGAAAGAUGACAUGAUUACCAAGCUGCAGGAAGCAAUAGACCAGAAUAGUGAGGCUGCAACUAGGGAUGCAGCCUUGGUUGACUCCAUCAAGGAUGAGAUUCUGAGCUUGAAACAGAAUUGUAAGUGUAUGAGUCGGGAAAGUCCCAGUGCUGAGGAGGGCAGGAACCGCCAUGCUGAUGUCCUGGAAAACCUUGAUGAUCAGCCUGCCCUGAAGAAAGGGCGUCUUGAGGAUGAGCGUGUUAUUCUAGCAUGCGAGUUGGAGAAACUCCGGGCGGAAUGUCAUCAAAAAGACAUGACCAUUUCACAGUUAAAAGAAGAACAUGAGGUGAUGGUUCAGAAGUUGGAGACAGUCAAAGGAGAGAUAAAAAUAAUGAACGAAGACUCCGAUGAGCUCAAACGCGAGAAGGUUUCGUUCGAACAGAACUUACAGAAGCUCACCAAUGAUUUGGAGGAGCAGACGGAUGACUGUGAAGCUGUGAUUGCUUUGCUGGAGAAAGAGAGGAAAGAGACAGCCAGGCACUCUAAAGACAACAAAGCACUGGUCAACGGCAUCUUCCAGCUCCAGCAGACAUCACAGAAAGCGGAGUCUUCAGUGAAAACUCUCCAAACAGAACUUAUCGAACAGACUGAGAGGUCCGCCAAUCUUUUAGAGGAGCUAGAGGCAGCCAGAGCACUCUUGAAGGAGCUCGAAGACCAAUCUAACGAAAAAUCCAAAACCAUUGAAUCUUUGACUUUGGAAACUGAACGACUCCAGAAGGAAGCGGAGGAACUGAAGGUCUCUUCUGUGCAGAGGAACGACUCAAAGUUCCAUGACACCAUAGAUGCCAUGAAAAGGGAGUGUGAGCGUGUGGUGGAACAGUUGCUCCAGAAGAGCCAGUGGAUAGCUGACCUGGAGCAGGAGCUCAACCAGGUCAGAGAGCAGCUCUCUGGACAGGAAGAACUCUGCAGCCAGCUGAGACAUGAGCUAGAGACACUGCGGUCAGAGGCACAAUUCAACCUGCAGGACUACGAAUUAGAGAAGGGGGCUUACAAUGAAAUUACGAAGAGUUACUCUGACCUCGAACAAAUGGCAGGCCACCUGAAGGAGCGAAUCGUGGACCUGGAGGUUCAGGUGCAGUCCUCUGGAGGCAGCUCUGAGAGGGUUGUGGAGUUGGAGAAGCAGCUGGCUGAGAGGGAGGCCCAGUGUGGAGCUCUGCAAGGGAGACUAGAGGUGGCUCAGCAGAAACUGUCCCAGGUGGAAGAAAGUCAUAUAAAUAAGUCCAAGGAGAAGGUGAUUGAAGACAUGCGUCUUGCACUGACAGAGCAGGAGAGGACACAAACAGAACAAGAGCAGAUUCUGGAGGCUAAAAUGAAAGAGAUUGAGGCAUUAAGUCGAGAGCUGAUGAGUUUGAAGGACAGCUGCCUUCCAAAAAACGUGAACAGUGCCAAGUUUUCUCAUGUGAUCAACUGUCCUGGCGAGAACGUGAAGCAGGAACGUCAGCGGACUGAAGAGCGCUUGAAGCUGGUUAAUGAGCAGAAUGAGGUGGAGAACCAGAAGUGCCUUGAAAAGAGGGCAAUUCUGAUGGAGGGAGCUGACGAGCCAGAGCAGGAGGAGAGUCGGUGCCCGGCUCCAGAUUUGAUGAGGGAGUGUCGAAAGGAGCUCUGCCGUAGCACGCUGCAGACUGAAAAGGUGAAAUUGUCUAAACAACCUUCAGAAAAAGAAGAGGAGAGUGUCUCUAUAGUUGAGGCCCUCCAAUUAGAGAUGCAGGAGAGAAACGCAGAGAAAGAGCACAAGCUCAGGGAGCUCCAUGACCACUUAAAUUUCCAAACACAAGAUGUACUGGACUCCCCGCAGGUGUCCACAGAUGGCAGGCGAGAGCUUUGCUUCCCCAAGCUGGAGAGCCAGCUCACCCCUCUGCACCCCAACAAGCUGAACGUCCGGAGGCAGGGAGAGAACAAGUCUGUGAACAUCAAAAUCACCCGCUCAGCCAGGAAGAGGAAUAGCAACGAGAUGGAGAAGGGCCCUGUGGAAAGUGAGAACAAAAAGAAUAUCAUGUUGAGGGUGAACAACAGAGUGAACAUGCAGUCGCUGACAGUGCUCGGUGUAAAAACAGACCAGAACAAGCAAUGCACACCAGCAAGUCUUAAAGCCAAAAAGGAUGGAACGGUCCAGAAGAUUGGAGACUUCAUCCAGAGUUCCCCAACUCUGCUUGGGGGCGAAGCUAAGUCAAUUAUGGGGAUUGUAAAUGGAAGAUCUACCAAGCGAGAGAGAGCCACAUCAGUGAAACCGAAAAGGACCAAGAGGAAGCUGUACAAGACCGAGAUCUCCUCUCCUCUGGACAUCCCAUCUCCUCCAAUCAUUGGUCUUGAUCAAGAUGAGAAAGAAAGCGACCAUCUAAUUAUCAGGAGGCAGCUUAGAUCAAGAACAGCAAGGAAAUGACUUCAUCAACAGUGGCCAGGAGUUGAUAUUUCUUACUUUACUUAAAAACUAUUGUUAGAAAACAACCCAUGUACAUAUGUGAAUAUUUUCAUAUUUUGUUUCUCAUUCUUUUACAUUAUGUUUUAAACUCUUAUUUUUUUAAAUUGAAAAUAGUAUACAGUGGGGGCAAAAAGUAUUUAGUCAGCCACCAA